This is a messenger RNA of Dimorphilus gyrociliatus, 1559 nucleotides long. NCBI's taxonomy places the organism in Eukaryota, Metazoa, Annelida, Polychaeta, Dinophilidae. The record is from the annotation of a GenBank genome assembly.
GAACACUAUACUUUGGAAAAUUGAAUACCAAAGAAGGCUGGAAAAAAGAAUUUAUCGCUUACUUGUAUUUAAAUAUUAUAUAAUGGAUGAUUUUUCUCCUUAGUUGGUUCCUUAUUUAUUGUUAGAUAGAAAAAUUUAAACUGCAAAAAAUGCUACUAAGAUUGAGAAGACGAUACGGCAAUAUAUCCUUUAUUAUUAUUCUUGUGCUAUUCGUACUAUUAUUUAUGAUGAGAGACCAGAUCGAACUGACAAAAAGACGAUUAACAAGACCUGUUUGUCGAUUACAAACUACUAUUUCAUCCUCAGUUGGUCCGAAAGAAAUUAAAGAGUAUACGUGUCAGAAUCCUGAUUGGCUCUUCAUGAAAAAUGGACGGGCUUAUGCCGUUAGCAAUAUCCUAUACAAACACAUUAAAUUCGAUUGUUCAUUUAAUCCUAUAAUGAAUACUGAAGAGGAGAAAGUUGAGGAAGCUAAAGUUAACUUUAACGAAGAGGAUGUUAGUUAUAAAUUACUACAUGAUUUAAAUGUAGCUAAAUGUUGGGUUAGAGGUGAGAAGUAUGUAGGAAUUUUUGGCUAUCCAAUUAGGGAUGAUGCUAAAUUAGCUAGAUUAUUAAAAAAACAUCCAAACUCCCAGAAGAAAUAUAAUAUUCUUGCUUUAUCUUUGCACGGUCUUUCACUUGCGAGUUUUGUUAGAAACUUUCCUAAUUCCUAUGGAUAUUUUAUUAAGAAUAUGAAAGGACGAUUUAUGAAAGGAUAUUCCGUGUCUGAAGGAACGCAAACAUCGGCUUUCCUCACACUACUCGCCAAUACACAAAUGAAGGAAAUACCAAAACAUGCUAAUUUCACUGGAGAAUAUAUUUGGGAGUCUAUUAAGACAGCUGGUUACGUCACAUUGUUCGCAAAGCACAGUACAGUUGAGUUGGAUAAAGUUUUGAAAUUCUCUAAAUACGGAAAAACUGCCGAUCAUUAUUUCGACUUUAACACUGACGGUCUUCUAUCGGACGAAAAAGCCUGUUUGGAAUCGAAAUUAUUCGAAACUAAGAGGUUAUAUAAACUAUUGACGGAUGUAUACAACGUCUACGAGGAUGUGCCUACAUUUUCAUUCUUUCACAUGAACUCUUUAACAACAGAUUCUAUGCAACAGUUAAAAAAUUCCGAUAUAGAAUUAUUAUCCACUUUGAAGCUAUUGAACAGAAAUAGCCUUCGAAGUACAAUUGUGUUCAUUAUGUCUGAUGUGGGAGAUGCGGCUGCACGGAAUCAUAUAUUCCUUAAGGACAAAAACUACGAAGAGAUUCAGCCGUUUCUGGGUAUUGCACUUCCUAAAAAAUUCAGGGAUGAACAUCGAAAUUUUUAUGAAAAUUUCAAGAUAAAUGAGAAUUAUUUAAUAAAUGGAUUCGAUAUUUAUGAAACUUUUCGACAUAUUUCUCAGAUUGGUGAUAGUAUGGGUAAAACCGAUAUUAACGGAAGAGGAAUUUCUCUAUUCAAGGCCAUUCCAAGUGAUAGAACUUGUGAAAGUGAACAGAUUAAACAAGAGUGGUGUCCGUGUUAUACUGUUCAAUAA